Molecule: messenger RNA, 1330 nt
Organism: Panicum hallii
Lineage: Eukaryota; Viridiplantae; Streptophyta; Magnoliopsida; Poales; Poaceae
Product: exopolygalacturonase-like
Exons: 5
Coding region: 1-1209 (402 amino acids)
Biological process (GO): carbohydrate metabolic process
Molecular function (GO): polygalacturonase activity
Source: RefSeq, a predicted model, not a curated record
AUGGAGGCGCGGCUGGCCCUCGUAGUCGUCGCGCUCCUCGCGUCCGCGCCCGCCGGCGGGGCGAACGUCUUCAACGCCAAGAACUACGGCGCCAAGGGCAACGGCGUCGUUGACGACACCAAGCCUCUGAUGGCGACGUGGAAGGCGGCGUGCGGGACGGCCGGCGCCGUGACGAUGAUGGUGCCGGCGGGGAUCUACCACAUCGGCCCGGUGCAGUUCCACGGCCCCUGCAAGGCAUCCACCUUGACCUUCCAGCUGCAGGCAAGUCGUCGGUCAGAUCAUCAAUCAGCUGCCUGCGUGCCAGGGACGCUCAAGGCCGCGACGGACCUGAAGCGGUUCGGCAACGACUGGAUCGAGUUCGGGUGGGUGAACGGGCUCACCGUCACCGGCGGCACCAUCGACGGCCAGGGCGCCGCGUCCUGGCCCUUCAACAAGUGCCCCGUCCGCAAGGACUGCAAAGUCCUGCCCACAAGCGUGCUGUUCGUGAACAACCAGAACACGGUAGUGAAGGACCUGACGUCGGUGAACCCCAAGUUCUUCCACAUCGCGCUGCUGUCCACCAAGAACAUCAAAAUGAGCGGGCUCAAGAUCAGCGCGCCGUCCAACAGUCCCAACACCGACGGCAUCCACAUCGAGCGCAGCGCCGGCGUGUACAUCAUGGACACGCACAUCGCCACCGGCGACGACUGCAUCUCCGUCGGCCAGGGCAACGACAACGUGGACGUGGCCCGCGUGCAGUGCGGCCCAGGCCACGGCAUGAGCGUCGGCAGCCUGGGGCGCUACGCCGGCGAGGGCGACGUCACGCGGGUGCACAUCCGGGACAUGACCUUCACGGGCACCAUGAACGGUGUCCGCAUCAAGACGUGGGAGAACUCGCCCACCAAGAGCAACGCCGCGCACAUGAUCUUCGAGAACCUCAUCAUGAACGACGUCCAGAACCCCAUCAUCAUCGACCAGAAGUACUGCCCCUACUACAACUGUGAGCACAAGUACGUGUCUGGGGUGACGAUCAAGGACAUCCAGUUCAAGAACAUCAAGGGCACGGCGACGACGCCGGUGGCCGUGCUGCUCAGGUGCGGCGUGCCGUGCCAGGGCCUGGUGCUGCAGGACGUGAACCUCAAGUUAAAGGGGCAGGGCACCGUGUCGGCCAAGUGCGAGAACGCCAAGGCCAAGUACGUCGGCGUGCAGCUACCCAAGCCCUGCCCCUAGGUGGCCGAGUGCGUGCGUUCGUGCGGUAGGAUUUUUGUUUAGUCACCCACUCUGGCGUACCUAGCUAGUGAGCUCCAAUGGGCGGUGAAGUGAGCUUUUCGAUUCUUUGGUCGUGUUUUCU